Molecule: messenger RNA, 945 nt
Organism: Gymnodraco acuticeps
Lineage: Eukaryota; Metazoa; Chordata; Actinopteri; Perciformes; Bathydraconidae
Product: olfactory receptor 6-like
Biological process (GO): G protein-coupled receptor signaling pathway
Cellular component (GO): membrane
Molecular function (GO): olfactory receptor activity; G protein-coupled receptor activity
Source: RefSeq, a predicted model, not a curated record
AUGAUUUAUAGAAAUAUAACAACAGUGAAGGACUUCAUGAUACUUCGGUUUCCAGGACUUGACCCAAAAUAUUACGGAGCUGUGUCUACUCUCAUGUUCUUCACCUACUUGGCUAUUGUUGUUGGAAAUACUUUUAUUGUAGUUCUCGUUGGGGUCAGGAGGAAUCUUUACAAGCCAACAUAUCUAAUCUUCUGGCAUUUGGCAAUUAAUGAUUUGUUAUUUGGGACACUGACAUUACCAAAAAUGAUAUCAAGAUAUUUUUGGGAUGACAAGAUGAUAUCUUUUGCUGCCUGCUUCACUCAGAUGUAUUUUGUUCAUUCCUUAGGAGCAAUUCAUUCUCUCCUUCUGCUAAUAAUGGCCCUUGAUCGUUUUAUUGCAGUUGUUUUCCCAUUAAGAUACCCUGUUCUAAUCACCAACAACAUUAUUACUCUGUCUUGUGGGUUGUCCUGGAUUGGGAUAUUUAAGAUGGCAGUUCUAUAUCAUGCUCUAACCUUGCCUUAUUGUGAUUCUAAUAUCAUUGUGCAAUGUUAUUGUGAUCACAUUUCAAUUACAAAACUGGGAUGUGAUGAAAAUGUAAAAUAUGUUCAGAGUGUUGCUUUCAGUCUUGCAAUGUUUAGUCUUUUGCUUCUACUUUCGUUUAUCAUCGUUUCCUAUAUAUUCAUCUUUGCAGAUGUUUUGAGAAUAGCAAACACCAGGGGACGAUACAGAGCUUUAUCAACGUGCACACCACAGUUAUUGAUUUGUUGCCUGUAUUACCUACCAAGAUGUUUUGUUUAUCUUGCUAAUUUUACAGUUUUCUCUUUCAGCUCUGACAUCCGCAUGUUAUUGAUAUUUUUUAGCCUUAUUCCUUGUGCUGUUAACCCACUCAUUUAUUGCUUCAAAACCAGAGAAAUUAAAGAUAUUGUGAUGAAGGGAUUAAAACAUGUUAAAAUUGGAGUUAAGUAA